This is a messenger RNA of Oncorhynchus keta (chum salmon), 3070 nucleotides long. It is a transcript of the gene themis, whose product is annotated as thymocyte selection associated. The transcript is spliced from 7 exons. Gene Ontology annotation, biological process: T cell receptor signaling pathway. Lineage: Eukaryota; Metazoa; Chordata; Actinopteri; Salmoniformes; Salmonidae. The record is from RefSeq and is a predicted model, not a curated record. Bases 229 to 2397 code for a protein of 722 amino acids.
AGUGACUCAUACGUGGAUGCUUUUUCUUUCUGUGUCACUGAUUCGCGUUGUUCACUGUGCCUGACUAUGCCACAGAAAGAGAGCCUUAAUACUCAAGGAUGAGCCCUGGCACACGGGUUACUUGGCAUUAAACACACCGCUGGUCAACUUUGUGCUGACCCAUGUUGAAGGUGGCGUCUCCUCUCUAGGUUUCCUUCGGUACACUUGUCCGGGUCACCCAGAGAUCAAAUGAAAAGGAUGGCUAUGACACUGGAUGAGUUCACCCGCUCGGUGGAUGCCAAGUCUCUCCCUAGAGUACUGCAGAUGCAAUCUGGAUAUUAUUUCCAAGGUUCUGUGUAUGAGCUGUAUGGAAGAGAGGGGAGUUUCUCCUGCGGAGAGCUGCUGAAGAUCAUUGGGAUCAGUGUCACCAGACUCAUCGUGGAGCUUCAGUCUGAGGGAUCCAAAUCCAUAACAGUCGAUCUAUCGCUUGACUACCCAGGCCUUUUCAGGAUCGUGGCCGACAAGAGGCCAUACACCAGUAUACAGGAGAUUGUUGACUCGGUGCGUAUCAGCCCUGUGUGCCUGGGCCAACCAGAGUUCUACUGCCCUGAGAAGCUACAGCUUCCUGAGGGGACCAUCCAGGCAGAGGAGAGCUUCAGACUCACUGCUAUUAGGACAGAGCACGGAGACAGCCAUGUUGACUGUGAGGUCACACGGAAAGACUCCAAGCACAUCUUCGCUGUGAAGCUCUCGCACACUGGGGAGUUCUAUGAGUGUGCCGACGACCAGUUCUACACCCUCGGGGAGCUGGUGGAAUGGAAAAUGCCCAAAGGAAGGAAAAGGACAGUGACUUGGGCCAAGUCUUUGCCGUCAAAGGAGAAGUGCGAGUCUGAGUUGCCAGAGGACUACAGCGGAGAGUUGGUUCUCACACCUGUCUACGAGCUUCAAACGGUAUCCAAGUUUGGGAAGAAUGUUGUUUUCAUCCCAUCCACCCUGGAUGUUGAGGUUUUGGACGUUACAGAGGAGUGUGACGGUGCCUGUUUCAUGCAGCCUCUGUCCUUCCGUGAUGUCUUUGCCAAGCCCAGCGAGUUCUUCCCCUUCAAAGCAGAAGUCAUCGAGCCACCAUCACAAGUUCAGGAGGAAUUGGGUUUCCUGAAAUCCUCUAAGCAGGUCAUUGUCCACAGUGCCUACCAGGCGAAGAGAAUCCUAGCAUCUGAGAUUCGCAGCGAGGCCCAGAGACGCUUCCUCAUCCCAGUGUCUUACAAUGGCAGGUUCAAGCGCGGGCCCCGGACAUUUGCCACAGCGUAUGAUCUGGAGGUGGCCAAGAGUAACAAGGAGCAGCUGCACGUAGUGGCCACUAGGGCCUUUGAGACCCACUACGAGGGGCUGUCCUCGGUGCUGGUGGGAGACCAGUACCUGGUACACAAGAUGGAGACAAGCGAGGUGAUCUACGGAGACAAGAGGAAGACGGUGGAGGCCCUGGCCUGUGAGAAGAUGGUGGGGAAGAAGUACGAGGCCGUGCUGAUCCCCAUGUGUCUGGACGGGGGUUUUGUGGAGGUGGUCCACGACAAGAAGCAGUACAUGCUCUCAGACCUCUGCCACAGGUUCGCCCUGCCCUUCAACGUCAAGGUGUCCAUGAGGGACCUCUCAGUGAAGGAGGACCUCUUGGCUGGGGCCGCGGGGCUGCAGCUGGAGGAGGAGAUCACUGACCCCUACCUUAUUGUCUCCACCCUGGACCUGGCCCAGUGUUGGGAGGUGCCUGUCAACCGCACUAACAUGGCCCUGCAGCUUCUGGAGUGGUGGAAUGGCCCAAAGCUGACCCAGGGCGAGGCCGUCCGCUCAGCUGUAGAGGAGAUAGGAGAGGACUGCUACUUCACCCUGAGGAGGUAUGUCAAUGCCAGCGUGCUGCCUCCCCCUCGACCACCCAAGAGACACCAAAAGCACUCAGAAGAUACAGUGAAACUGCCGCCUCCCAGGCCGAAGAAGCCAGAUCCCCCCUCUCCAAAGAGCCCACAUGCAGCCAAUAAAGCCGAACAAGCAGUGCCUACCUCUACAACAUCAAGCUGUGCAGAACAGAACACCCCUCCACCAAGAAAUGAAACUUCCAAAACAAGUCUGGUCACAGUGACUGAUUCAGGCCCACAAAAAGCCACCGGUGAAGAAAACAGUCCUCGGCACAAGACCAUUAAACAGGAUGAUGAUGAUGAUGAUGAUGACACUAAAGAUUAUGAACACAUUGACGAGGAUGAACUUGCCAGCAUCAGGAGAAAAUUAAAUGACCAAAGUAUUCACGGUGGCGAAUCGCAUCUCUGCAUGUCUGGCAGACAUAUCAGUGUGGAUGACGGAUCACCACCUCAAGCUGAACCUCGGCAAGACGGAGCUGCUCUUCCUCCCGGGGAAGGACUGCCCGUUCCAUGAUCUCGCCAUCACGGUUGACAACUCCAUUGUGUCCUCCUCCCAGAGCGCUAAGAACCUUGGCGUGAUCCUGGACAACACCCUGUCGUUCUCAACUAACAUCAAGGCGGUGGCCCGUUCCUGUAGGUUCAUGCUCUACAACAUCCGCAGAGUACGACCCUGCCUCACACAGGAAGCGGCGCAGGUCCUAAUCCAGGCACUUGUCAUCUCCCGCCUGGACUACUGCAACUCGCUGUUGGCUGGGCUCCCUGCCUGUGCCAUUAAACCCCUACAACUCAUCCAGAACGCCGCAGCCCGUCUGGUGUUCAACCUUCCCAAGUUCUCUCACGUCACCCCGCUCCUCCGCUCUCUCCACUGGCUUCCAGUUGAAGCUCGCAUCCGCUACAAGACCAUGGUGCUUGCCUACGGAGCUGUGAGGGGAACGGCACCUCAGUACCUCCAGGCUCUGAUCAGGCCCUACAUCCAAACAAGGGCACUGCGUUCAUCCACCUCUGGCCUGCUCGCCUCCCUACCACUGAGGAAGUACAGUUCCCGCUCAGCCCAGUCAAAACUGUUCGCUGCUCUGGCCCCCCAAUGGUGGAACAAACUCCCUCACGACGCCAGGACAGCGGAGUCAAUCACCACCUUCCGGAGACACCUGAAACCCCACCUCUUUAAGGAAUACCUAGGAUAGGAU